AUGCGGCCGCCCGCCCCCAGCCCCUGGGCUGCGCCUGCCCGGUUCUCGCGCUCUGGGCGCAGCCUGUCCCGCGCGCAGCGCUCCGGGAGUGUCCCGGGGCUGCCCCCAGCCCGGCCGGUCGCCGGGGGCUCUGGGAGCCGGGCCGGGCCGAACCCGGCGGCUGUACUCGAGCGGGGCUCGGGGCUCGAUACCCGGGACGGGACAGGCCGCUCCGCUCCGGGGCGCAGCGUCCUGGGCUGGCCCGUGCGCUCCGAGCCCCGCCCGCCGCAGUGCCCGGCCCAGCGCGGAGCGCAGCUGCUGGAGCAGCGCCGGCCCCGCUCGGGGACCCCGCUCCCAGCUCAGCCCCACGAGGCCUUCAUGGAGCUUGGGAAGAAGCUAGCCCUGGUCCGGCAGGGGGAGGGCGAGAAGAACGUGGUGCUGAAGCGACGCUCCCAGGAAGCAGCGCCUGGCCCGCCGGCCGGCAUGGCCCUGUGGGAGGGCCCGCGGGCAGGGCCAGAGGAAGAGGCUGCAUUGCCCCACAUCCUGGUCACUGACUUCAGUGCUUCGAGCACUGCAGCCUGGGGCAGCCUCGAGGGGGUCCCUGCUACAGCCCCCGACCCACAGCUGGAGUCCGAGCCCCCAAGAGCGGCAGAGGAGGAUGCAGAGAGCGUCUCCAAGCCCCGUGCACCUCCCUCCCUCCCCCUCCCUCUGCUCUCCCGGCAGCCGGAGUCGGAGCAGGACGCCUCCGAAGAUGGAGGGAGCAGCCUGGGCUCCAGCUCUGUGGCGCUGGACCCUGUGGAGAAGGAGUGGCUGCAGGGGGCGGCCAGCGGGCACCUGCUCACCCUGAGUCACCUGCUCAAACAGGAGCCGUCCCUGGCCACCAGGAAGGACUUCACCUCGGUGAGUACAGGGCCAUGCCAGGCCCAUGCUCCCUCCAGCCCUGACCGGGCGGCUCAGGCUGCAGCUUGGGGUGGGUCGCGCUGCCUUGCGAAUCCCGGAGGGGCCUGGGGCAAAGUCAAGCUCUUGGGACCCCAAACUCCUGAGAAAAAAGAAGAACAGGAGGGGUAA
This is a messenger RNA of Malaclemys terrapin pileata, 1047 nucleotides long. RefSeq lists its product as uncharacterized. The transcript has 9 exons. NCBI's taxonomy places the organism in Eukaryota, Metazoa, Chordata, Testudines, Emydidae. The record is from RefSeq and is a predicted model, not a curated record. The coding region runs from base 1 to 1047 and encodes 348 amino acids.